GAGGCUCGACCAAUCGACCCCACCAUUUCCGCGUCUCUCCGCUUUUUUUUCUCCCAAAAACCUAGGGCUUGCGAAUCCCAAAUUGAGGGGGGUGAGAGAGAGAGGAAUCGGGGGAGGAGGAAGAAGACGAAGAGGAGAUUGUCGCCAUGUCGCCCGGAGCUUCCGAUGGAUCCAGCGUUGUCGUUCCACGGAACUUUAGACUGCUAGAAGAACUCGAACGAGGAGAAAAGGGGAUUGGAGAUGGUACCGUGAGUUAUGGGAUGGAGGAUGGAGAUGACAUCCUGAUGCGCUCAUGGACGGGCACUAUAAUCGGCCCUCAUCAUUCCGCUCAUGAGGGUCGGAUCUAUCAGCUCAGGUUAUUCUGCGACAUGGAUUAUCCUGAGAAGCCUCCCAGUGUCUGGUUCCGCUCGAGAAUAAACAUGACGUGUAUCAAUCCUCAUUCAGGAGCGGUUGAACCGAAGAAAUUUGGCAUUUUGGCGAAUUGGCAACGCAGGUUUACAAUGGAAGAUAUCCUAGUAGAGCUGAAGAGGGAAAUGGCUGCCCCGCAUAACCGCAAGCUACCCCAACCCCCUGAAGGUACAUUCUUUUAGAAGAUCAUCGGGUAUUAAUAGUGUAUCUUGAUGGAUUUCCCACUAGUAUUGCUCAGUCAAAGACACUUUAUGUCACAAUUCAGAACGGGGAAGUAGUAAUAUUUUUUCAUAAUUGCUGGUGAAAUUUGUGUCAUUUGUUGCAAGAAUGCGAUUAUGCAAGGACUAAUUACUGUCUCUGAUAUUUAUUUUGUAUGAAUGAUUUUCGACCAAGUCUUUUGACUAGUGCUGUUUUCUUCUCCUCCCCUUUGUAAUCCAUACUUUAUUCUUGUUCACUUUCUCUUGCUUACAUA
This is a messenger RNA of Ananas comosus (pineapple), 880 nucleotides long. RefSeq names its product ubiquitin-conjugating enzyme E2 variant 1C-like. The transcript has 4 exons. Lineage: Eukaryota; Viridiplantae; Streptophyta; Magnoliopsida; Poales; Bromeliaceae. The record is from RefSeq and is a predicted model, not a curated record. Gene Ontology annotation, cellular component: nucleus. The coding region runs from base 147 to 590 and encodes 147 amino acids. Gene Ontology annotation, biological process: DNA damage tolerance; protein K63-linked ubiquitination.